This is a messenger RNA of Rangifer tarandus platyrhynchus (Svalbard reindeer), 489 nucleotides long. Lineage: Eukaryota; Metazoa; Chordata; Mammalia; Artiodactyla; Cervidae. The record is from the annotation of a GenBank genome assembly.
AUGAAAGGGGGAUUUUUUUUUCUUUUGGCCACUGUUGUUCCAGCCAGCAUAAUUGAAAGAAGUCUCAUUUUGCAUGCACUCUGCUCUACAAGCAGAGUUGAUAUGGUUGGUACACUGUGCUCACCUUUGAAGGAUUGGCCACCCACACCCAUUCACCUGGUGAGCUUAAAGAUGAGGGUCACUCACCAGACAAGCCAUGGAGACUAUCCCCAAAAAGGUUUGCAGUGCUCAAUGGGGAUGGAGAGUGAGGAAGAGAAAAAGAAGGAGCACCAGGGAGAAAGUCCCAUCUGUGCUGGGCAGCAGACAGCUGCCAGGUUCAUAAAUUCUGUGGUCAAGGAAAAGAGUCGUGUGGCAGUUUCAGCUCUUGCUCAUUGGGCAGCUUGCCCAGGCCUGGCCUCUGAGUUGAAAUGGGGGUUGGGUACUUUGUUCCAUAGCUUUUCUAUGCCACAGACAGUAUCUUUGUUCUUGGAGAGUUCAUUAUUUUUUUAA